AUGAACCCUUUAGCCAAGGUGAAGCUGAUCAAUGAACUGAACGAGCGAGAGGGUCAGCUGGGGGCAGAAAAGGUGUCUUGGCACUCGUAAUACAAGGACAGCGCCUGGAUUUUUCUUGGAGGGCUUCCUUAUGAACUGACAGAAGGAGACAUCAUCUGUGUGUUCUCACAAUAUGGGGAGAUUGUCAACAUUAAUCUUGUGAGAGACAAGAAGACUGGGAAAUCCAAAGGAUUCUGUUUCCUGUGUUAUGAAGAUCAGAGGAGUACAGUUUUGGCUGUUGACAAUUUUAAUGGAAUUAAGAUCAAAGGAAGGACUAUCCGUGUGGACUAUGUGUCAAACUACCGGGCUCCUCAGGAAUCAGAAGAUGUGGAUGAUGUGACCAGAGAGCUGCAUGAGAAAGGCUAUGGGGCUAAUACACCUCUGUCAAGUUCUCCUGAGGUCUCUGAAGAUGAAGAUGUCAAACCCACAAAAAACAAUAAAGGGAAAAAGCAAAAAAAGAAAGAAAAAGAGAAUACUGAACACAGAGAACUAGCAGAAUCGCCGUCCUGCUCUUUGUCCUCCAGCAGCAAGACAGCAAAGGAAAAGGAUGACCAUGGCCCAAAGAAGCACAGCAGCAAGAACUCAGAGAAAGCCCAGAAGUCUGAAUCCAGAGAGGGAAAGAAAAACCAACCAGACUCCCCUGAUAUCAGGAGUUCCUUCCAUGGUAGAGCAGAGGAUCCCGAGUGGGAGCCAAAGAAAGAGAAACCCAAGCAUGAGCAGAAGUCCCCGAGCAGGAGGGAAGGAGAAGAAAAGAGCAGAGAUAAAGAUAGAGGGAGGAGCUCAGUUGUUGCUUAUUCCAGCAGGCAUGGUGGGCAUUGUGAAGGGCGGAGUCAUAGAAGCAGAAGUAGAAGUCCCAAUAAGUCCCAUAAGCAUAAAAAGCAUAGGCACUCCCAGGAGCGGGAGCCCUUCCAUGCCAGUGACCAUGGACAUUACUGA
This is a messenger RNA of Arvicola amphibius (Eurasian water vole), 975 nucleotides long. RefSeq names its product RNA-binding motif protein, X-linked 2-like. Gene Ontology annotation, biological process: mRNA splicing, via spliceosome. Gene Ontology annotation, cellular component: precatalytic spliceosome; U2 snRNP; catalytic step 2 spliceosome. Gene Ontology annotation, molecular function: RNA binding. The record is from RefSeq and is a predicted model, not a curated record. Lineage: Eukaryota; Metazoa; Chordata; Mammalia; Rodentia; Cricetidae.